Messenger RNA from Pseudovirgaria hyperparasitica, 621 nucleotides. RefSeq lists its product as uncharacterized. Bases 1 to 621 code for a protein of 206 amino acids. The transcript is spliced from 5 exons. NCBI's taxonomy places the organism in Eukaryota, Fungi, Ascomycota, Dothideomycetes, Acrospermales, Acrospermaceae. The record is from RefSeq and is a predicted model, not a curated record.
AUGCAGCCUUUCAACUACAUUGUGCCAGCCUUGUUUUUCAAUGCGACCGUUGAUCGUGCAUUGGACCUGGGGAACUUGUCAUCGGGAAGCAGUCUCGGGCUAUUUCACUUUGAAACAAUCUCGCUUGUGUCUGAACCUGGAUUCGAGGUUCAAUUGAAAGCAACGAUCUCCAAUGUAAACGACUACUCCAUCACUGAUGUAGACCCGUCCAUUACGCACCCACGCUUCAUAGGAACGGUCGUUCCUGAUGACAAUUCCAUGCCAUUCCAGCUAGAGAUGAGUGGCAUACUUUUCAACGAUGAAAUGAUCAAGUCCAUCAUUUCCAAACCUCCAUCAUCCGACCAACUGAACGCGUGUGCCAACCAGACGCAGAAGGAUAUUGAGCGUGAGAAUAAUUGUUUUAGGUCCCGUCGGGAAGUGCCUUAUGGUACCCUCUAUCGAGUUCUCACGGCUACUUUCCAGGGUGGGAGUUCGAGGUAUGAAGGGUUGAUGAAUUCAAUAUUUGUGGCAUCCGAGACUGUAUCUGAUGGUGAUGAGCCGGGCAAGUACCUUGUCGGGAUUAAGCUCUCUAAAGUUUAUGCGUCCAGGACAUCGAUCACAAUUGGGAACGAGUAUGAGUAA